Gasterosteus aculeatus aculeatus (three-spined stickleback) is the source of this 3171-nucleotide messenger RNA. It is a transcript of the gene zdhhc1, whose product is annotated as zDHHC palmitoyltransferase 1. Gene Ontology annotation, cellular component: endoplasmic reticulum; Golgi apparatus. Lineage: Eukaryota; Metazoa; Chordata; Actinopteri; Perciformes; Gasterosteidae. The record is from RefSeq and is a predicted model, not a curated record. Gene Ontology annotation, biological process: protein targeting to membrane; peptidyl-L-cysteine S-palmitoylation. Gene Ontology annotation, molecular function: protein-cysteine S-palmitoyltransferase activity.
GGUGUUAGCUUGGCUGUUAGCUUGGCUGUUAGCCUGGGUGUUAGCUUGGCUGUUAGCCUGGCUGUUAACCAAGUCAAAGCUAAAUUCAUCCAGGAUAACCUGAAUAUCCCUUAUCCUGGUUUCGCGCAAUAGCCCUCAGCACUCGUGUCACUGCUCUAUCACUACGACAUCAUACGUACGUAAAGUGAAAGUAAGCUUGUUUGUCCUCACUCAGUUUGUCUUCGUGUUUGAACGUCCGUGCUGCCCCCUGCUGGAGUCCGCGCAUCAUCACAGCGGGCAGGGACCGGCGGGGAGGCUGGUCUCGGAUCAGUUCACACCAUAGAUACAUUUUUUAGACGGGUUGGUUUGUCAUAAACAUCAGAGAUGUAGUUAUGACACUGCGUACGCGAGUUAUGGUUAUUAAAAACGUUCAUGUACCAUCAACACAAUGUUAUGGGUGAGCGAGCUGACUGUGGUAAGAUGGCCGCCUUGUUGGUCGGUAACAAGGACGAGACAUCUGGCCUUUAUAUAUAUAUCUGUGGUUCAUACGGCUCCCAAUGAUCUACAAACAGCGGGCGCGGAGGCUGGUCUCGGAUCAGUUCACAUGGCUCUGGAGGACGUACACACAGCGGCUAGUGGGCGUAGCUGUGACCAAUAGGAACAGACAUGCAGUGUUACCAGGGAAACGGCGUUUAGUGGCCGUAAUAGGGAGAAGGUUGGACUCCGCAUCAGUAAUGCUAACGUGCUAACUGUCCAGUAGGUUUACGGUUGACUAGUAAGUAACUACUAAUUAACCCUCUACAGUGAACAUGUCAGAUUUAAGGCCCGGCGUCUGAUCCACGCCAUCCCCGCUUUUCUGACGGGGGCUUUUAUUUGGUUAGCUAGUUAGCACGGCUGUGCGGAGGCUAGCGUAGUGACUAGCUUAGCAAGCUAGUCCUCUUUUUCUAUUCUUUUACCGGCUUAACAGCGACCACAAGCCGGUUAGCAGCGAGCUAAUUACUGGGUGUAGCACGGAUGGACGUGAGCUAAUGGCCGGUACUGGGACGGUCUGACCGAGUUUUGUGUCUCUCUCUGGACGGACCCGAGUAGGUUCCAUCCACCCUGGUCCUCUUGGACGGGGCUGUGUGUGGGGGGUCAAGCCCCGGACUUUGGGACGGGAUGCUGUGGACCGGAGGGCCCGAGUACCGGUGCUGAUCAGUGCAAGAUGGACGUGUGCAGCAGGAACCCAAACCGCACGGCGCCGGUGGGUAAGGACGGGCUCCACCGGGUCGAGGCGCCGCUCUGCUCCAGGACCAACGGGUUGAGCUGGCCCCCCCACCCUUUCCAGCUGCUGGCCUGGCUGCUCUACCUCUACUUUGCGGUCACUGGCUUUGGUGUGUUCGUUCCGCUGCUGCCCCCCCACUGGAUCCCCGCCGGCUACAUUUGUACUGGCUUCACCUUCGUCUGUCACAUGUGCGUCCACGUGAUGGCCGUGUCUGUGGACCCGGCCGACCGUAACGUCAGAACCAAGAGCCACCGCGGCCCGGUGCCCGAGUUCGACCGCUCCAAACACGCCCACGUCAUCGAGAACUGCCACUGCUACCUGUGCCAGGUGGACGUAGGCCCCAAGUCAAAGCACUGCAGCGCCUGUAACAAGUGUGUUUCUGACUUUGAUCAUCACUGCCGCUGGCUCAACAACUGUGUGGGAAGCAGGAACUACAGGCUGUUCCUCCACAGCGUGGUCUCGGCUCUGUUGGGAGUCUCUCUGGUUCUGGUCGUCUCCUCCUACGUCUUCAUUGAGUUUUUUCUGGACCCGUCCAAACUCCGCUCUGACAAGCACUUCCUGGUGGGGAAUGAGACCUCUGUGUGGUUCCUCUUCCUGCCGGUGGCUCCGGUUCGGGCGGCGCCGCCUGUGAUUCCGGGCGUUGCUGCCGUCACCAUCGCGCUGGGUCUGAUGUCCUCUGUGCUGCUCUGCCACCUACUGUGCUUCCACCUCUACCUGAUGUGGAACAGACUCAGCACGUUUGAGUACAUUGUGCGUCAGCGCCACCGUCAGGACGGCAGAGACCCGGAGAAACCGGCAAACGACAAGGAGCUGGUGGAAGCGUCGCUCCGCCCCGUUGAGGACACUCUGGGCUACACCAACCCUCAGCUGGAGGCGGAGGACCCCCCCACGGCCUCCAUGCAGGGGGAGGCAGAUCCUGUGAUGAAGGAAGAGGCUCCGCCCACAACGUCUGCUGAGCUGAAAGCAGAAGAACACGCACAGCGACGGAAGAAGAAGAAGGUUCGUAAAGUUCCAGUAGUGGUCACCAGGAGGCGCUGUCCGGGUCCAGCCCCGCCCCCCGAACCCAGCAGCGUGUCCACUGUGUCCCAAGGGCAGCGGCUUCCUUUCGCCGCAUUCCCUCUGAGGUCUUCCCUGCCCCCGCUGGUGCCCCCCUCGGGGCUGGUGCAGGCUGCCGCCCCCCCCGCCGAGUACCACUCGGACUCUGCCGAGUCUCUGGAGGAGAUCCCCGUGGCGUUAGCCAAACUGGGCUCUUCGUCCUCGGCGGCUGCCGGAGACGCGUCCUCGUCUUCCCGCCGGGUGGUCCCUGCGUUCUCCCUUCCCUCCCCCCUGCCCAGGACUAAGAGAAAGGCCCCCGCCUCCUCCUCCCGAGCCCACAAGAGCGUCGCAGAGCUGAGGUUUGAGAUGGCCUCGACCCAGCCGCCCGUGGUGUUCGUCAGCCGGGCCAGCGGAGAGGCUCAGGGCGACCUCGCUCUGGGCAGGAGGCUGAACGGGUCCCGGCCCGGGUCCAGGACUGGGUCCAGGCCCGUGUCUCGGGUGUCACUGGGCUCAGGUGCAACGUCCUGGAUGGGGCUGUGAACAAUCUGAUCCCUCUGACUUCUCUUUCUAGCCACGCAGAACAAUCCUUUUUGAUUCUAGAGACUUGAUUUUGUAUCUUUUGACUAUUCAUUUGUUUUGGAUAAUGACUUUUUAAUCCCGAAGGCCAAAACUGAGUUAAUGUUGGUGCACAACCUUUAUAACUGAAGCUAAACUGAACCUGUGAAGCGUAGCUUGGUACGAGAAGCUGUGUGUUUGUGUGCAGACAACAUGGAACAUGAGCCGAAGUCCUGAUAUCACUUCCUGUCCAGCAUUGUACACCAAAUAAUGAAACAUAUAUAUCUCCAUUAUUUGUCUAUUUAACUAUUUUAAAUUAAAAAGGCCUUUUCACAACA